AUGGUGGAGAAGAUCUACGUCACUUACAACGAUGUGCACAAGCUCUGCCAAGAGGCAGCGCCCAAGAUGCUGUCCAUCUUCCAGCCGCAGCUCAUGAUCGCCAUCGGCGGCGGCGGCUACGUGCCGGCCCGCAUCCUGCGCUCGUUCCUGAGGGAGCCCGGCAGCCCCAACAUCCCCAUUCAGGCCAUCGGCCUGUCACUUUACGAGGAGCUGCCCAUGUCACACCCGUCCAACGGCACCACUGGCGCCGUCGAAAAGAUCGGCACCCGUGUCACCCGCACCCAGUGGCUCGACCUCAGCAGCCUCGGCGAGAUGGAGAACCUCGUCGGCAAGCGCAUCCUGAUCGUCGACGAGGUCGACGACACCCGCACCACCCUCGAGUACGCCGUUAAGGAGCUGGAGAAGGACGUCGAGGCCGCGCGCGCGAAGCUCGGCCGCGAGGGGGAGAAGACACAGUUCUGCAUCUUCGUCUUACAUAACAAGGACAAGAAGAAGAAGGGGACCCUGCCGGCCGACAUGAUGGAGGAGUCGAGGUACAUGGCCGCCAGGACAGUUGGUGACGUCUGGAUCUGCUAUCCGUGGGAAGCGACAGAUAUUGACGAGCACGACAAGCUUGCCAGGGAGCAGGCCAACAAGACCGGCAGCUCAUCAUAA
Messenger RNA from Anthostomella pinea, 654 nucleotides. The record is from the annotation of a GenBank genome assembly. NCBI's taxonomy places the organism in Eukaryota, Fungi, Ascomycota, Sordariomycetes, Xylariales, Xylariaceae.